This is a messenger RNA of Perkinsus marinus ATCC 50983, 624 nucleotides long. RefSeq lists its product as hypothetical. The coding region runs from base 1 to 624 and encodes 207 amino acids. Lineage: Eukaryota; Perkinsozoa; Perkinsida; Perkinsidae. The record is from RefSeq and is a predicted model, not a curated record. The transcript has 6 exons.
AUGAUCCCCGCCAGAAACGAUAUGCAACAGUCGCAGUGUCAGGUAGAGCCCUCUGACUGCAGCGUCAACGGCUCGGUGAGAACCCCUAUCGAAGCAGCCAAGGUUGACGACCCUAACCAUCGGUUAGCAGGGCCGAAACACUUCAUGUUGACCCCUAGUGGAUCGGUGGUGGAUGGUGAGGGCGGGACAGAGGCGUCAGUUGACGGCCUGUUAUCUGCGCCUCCCCUCGGUAGUACACUGGGCUGCCUGCCUUCGGGACUGCAUCAGUCGGCUAGACACGGGAGUAUGACUCUACGACACAAAGUCGAGAAGGUCUCCGAAGGUAUCGAUUUGCUCCGACAGGCUCACAAUGAUGCAGCGUUCAGCGCUCAUUCGAGGUGUGAUGACCUUCAGAGAGACAUCCAGGCUGUUCACGAGGGUAUAGCGCAGUGGAAGGUGGAGGUGGCGGCCAGUGCUCGAGAUCAACAUCAAUACGUCAACGAGCUGAAGACCAUCCUAGAAGGGCACAUCAGGCGGAGCGAAACCUGCAUCAUACAUGUUCAGAAUCAACUCGAAAGAGCUGCCAAGAGGCAGGAUCGGCUCGAGCACGCAGUUCGACUGCUGGAGGCACAGGUCCUCCAAUGA